CUUUCAAGCUCAUAUUAUGUCAACAGCCGUCGCAAAGCUAAUGUUAGAAAAAUUAUUAUAUGAUAGAAUAAAGUAGCGUGUGCUUUUUUUGUUACUAGUCAACUCCAUUUACAUUAAUAUUUAUGCUGAAUAAUCUUUUUGGGUCUAACCUAAUUUUAAAUGUAUUUGUAAAUGACAAAAUCCAAGGGAAUCGCGCAAAACAAGCAUCAGUGUCCGUAAACAAGAUUAUAGACAAACAGGACGACUGGUACAAGAGACAGUGCGACCUACAGAUUGAACAGGAAAUGAGGGGAUCCUUGACGCCUGAAAAACACCGAUUGUUGAUGAGAACUCCAAUCUCAACAAACAAUCCCGAAUACCAAAUCUGCGACAAGAUGAAAAUGACGGCCUGCCAAAGUGGCCACGGACAAACAAAAAUGAGGACGGCAGAUAUGCACACUACCUAUCUGGCCAUGAUUGACACUCUAGCUGGCAGAUUGAGUCCUCAGAUUUAAAAAUUCUACUAACACCCUGGCGAACACUUCCACCGCCAGGCAAUUAGA
This is a messenger RNA of Kickxella alabastrina, 542 nucleotides long. RefSeq lists its product as uncharacterized. Lineage: Eukaryota; Fungi; Kickxellomycota; Kickxellomycetes; Kickxellales; Kickxellaceae. The transcript has a single exon. The record is from RefSeq and is a predicted model, not a curated record. Bases 123 to 494 code for a protein of 123 amino acids.